Messenger RNA from Oryctolagus cuniculus (rabbit), 4184 nucleotides. NCBI's taxonomy places the organism in Eukaryota, Metazoa, Chordata, Mammalia, Lagomorpha, Leporidae. The record is from RefSeq and is a predicted model, not a curated record.
GCGGGAUAAUCCUUGCCCCUUCCUUGCCAACACUUGUCCCUUAUCCGGAAAAGCUGAUCAGAGAGCCUGGGGGGCUUCCUCCUUUGGUGCCUGUGGUCAAUCAUAAUGGGGAGAAAUCUACCAUGGCCCAUCCCUAAGCCUAUUGAGAGCUCCCGGCCACUCUGCUUGUCUGUGCUCUCUCUAGCAAUGUGCACCCACUUGAGACACCUUCCCAGCUCUUCCAGAGACCUCACUUAUGUGUGUAACUGCUCAUGCUUUCUCGGUCUGUGUGUGGGUAUAAUCAUCAAUCUUGACUUUUAAAUCAACCUUGGGCAGAAAUGCACUUUAAACAUAAGGACAUAGAUUAGUAGACAUAAAAGUGAAAGGAAGGCAAAUAACAUAGGGUACUGAAAAAAGAAACUCGUAUGGUUUUAUUCAUGUCAGAUAAAGGGGGAUAUUAGAAGGAACAAAGAGAGGCAUUGGAAGGAACAAAGACAGGAUGGUCCUCAAUGUACAUGCAUCUAGUGACAGAAUCAGGGGUCCAUUGUGAUGUCUUGGGUUUGGCACCCCCCUCCAAAAGUGGUCCUUGAGACAGAUUUGGCAGCAAUCAUUACUUUGGGGAGUGACCCCUGGAAUCCCCAAAGAAAUGUGUGGAAGAGAGGCAAGGAAAGGAAAACAGCAAAAACAGACGUGCUACAAGUAGGUUUCCUAGUGGACACUGGCGUUUAGUCCCCAAGAGACCAAUAGGAACUGACAUAAAACAAACCCACUGUUGUUACUGAAGGGGAGUGAAGAAGCCUGGAUAUUUAUACACCAACUUCCAUUCAUUAUCAGCUGAGGUGUGCUUUAUGGGUCUAUAAGCAGAGACCAAGCCACGUGUCAGCAAUUUGGAAAUCCAAUGACAUCCGACGAAGACUAAGUUCUACAAUGAUAUUUGGGAAAACUAGCAGCUACAAAGUACCAUUCAACUCAUUGUUAAAAAAAAUACUACCAGAUGAAAUGACAAAACGGCAUUGCAUGUAUUACUUAUAUACCACUCACGAUCCAAGCUUUCUCCAAUAUAACUUCACUUUGGGCAAGUGUCUAGCCAUGGAGAACACAUCUCUCAGUUCCCAGGUAUCAGGUCCUCUUCCUUCCUUCUUCCUCACUAGACACCAUCAUCCGCUUUGGAGAGUGAAGUUGACAUUCGGGUAAGAAUGCCACCAAUGCCACCUGGCAUCUUCUUUUUUCUUUCUUCUUCUUUCUUUUCACUUCCUUCAGUGUUUUCUAUCGGGAUGUAUGAAGAGUCGCCUGCAGGGUUUUCCCAAAGUUCCAACAGCCGGGCCACUCCCCAGGCCAGCUGAAGUGGGAUUUUCAUGAUGGGACCUGGAAUCCAUGUCUCCAGUCUCCGUGUGACGCAAGCCUGUUUAGGGAGCACUGCAUCUGAACGGUAUGGCCUGUGUGCGUGCCAAGUUUCCAGGCGCUCUCCCUAACAUCUGCUCCAAUGUCUGCCUUGUGUGGCUGCGUCCGUUUCUUUAGUCAUUAAUCUGAUGCUGAGCGUUUAUGAGCAGAAUUUGAUGAGCAAUUUGGAAAAUUAGCGCUUUCUUUAGUAUUAUUUUUGGCAUCCAGACAGUGUACAACGUGGAUGGAAAAGAAAACCACACAAAAUAGUUUAAAAUUGGAGACGGGUAACAUAUGCCGUUGUCCUUUCCCGUGUGACCUUUUUAAAGGACAGAAGGCAUAAUCCACUGCUGAAAAAGCCACAGAGAUGGUGGUGGAGAUCUGCAGUGUUUUCUUUUCUCGUUUGCACACUCACCUGUCAAGGGCCAGGAAUUUCGUUAAACAUCUGACUGAUGAAUGGACAAACGGACGAAUGAUGAAGUCUGGGGACCAUGGGAAGCUCUUCCCACAAAGCUGUCUGCUUUGAAAGGUUGUGGGCUCCUGGCACUGGAGGUGUGGGGCAGGAGGCUGGGCCACUGGGCAGGGACUGGAUGAAGUUUAAGAUUGCUUCCGAACCUGAGAGCCUAGGAUCCCGUGGAACACAAGCUCAGGGAGGCUAAGAGUAAUGUGGCUGAGCACGGCAGGGCACUGAGUGGUCCUAGACUUUGUCAAGCUUGUUCUGGGGGUCCCUAAGCAAAAGGCACCUGCUCCCCUAUGGGCGCCUUUGGGAAGCUUGUGGUGCACGAGGGUUAGGCUCCUGCAAGGCAGGCAGCCUUCUGCAGGAACUUGUUGUACCAGUUUGUGGCUUCUGUAACUUGAGAGUUUGAGCUGGACUCUUAAGAUAAAAGAGGGUAAACCAUGAUUGAGCCUGGCUUUGAUUCUCCACAGAUGUCCCUGGAGAUCUUCGGAAGGAGAGCUUUCCUGGCAUCUCAUGAUCAGCCCGUGGAGCUGUGGUGGUGAGGAUGUGGAGGCGAGGCCUCAGGCUCGGGGGCAGCACCUGCAAGGCCCCUCAAAGGGACAGAGAACUCCCAGGGCCUUCCAGCCUGGGGCUCUGUGCUCUGGUCCUGACCUCUCUGGCUACCUCUACGGCAUGUGGGGAAGGGCACCAGUCUGCACCACCUGUGGUAGAUACCGUGCAUGGCAAAGUCCUGGGGAAGUUCGUCAGCUUAGAAGGAUUUGUACAGCCCGUGGCCGUCUUCCUGGGAAUCCCCUUCGCCAAACCCCCUCUUGGAUCCCUGAGGUUUGCACCACCACAGCCUGCAGAGCCAUGGAGCCACGUGAAGAACACCACCUCCUACCCUCCCAUGUGCUCCCAAAUCACAGGGUCAGGGCCAGUGCUCUCAGAAGUCUUUGCUAACAGACUGGAGAACGUUUCUCUCGUGUAUUCGGAAGACUGUCUUUACCUGAAUAUCUACACUCCUGCGGACUUGACAAAGAAAACCAGGCUGCCGGUGAUGGUGUGGAUCCAUGGAGGUGGGUUACUGUCAGGUGGGGCAUCCAUCUAUGAUGGCCUGGCCCUCUCUGCCCAUGAGAGUGUGGUGGUAGUGACCAUUCAAUACCGCUUGGGCAUCUGGGGAUUCCUCAGCACAGGAGAUGAGCACAGCCGAGGGAACUGGGGUCACUGGGACCAGGUGGCUGCGCUGCGCUGGGUCCAGAACAACAUUGCCAACUUUGGAGGGAACCCAGGCUCUGUGACCAUCUUUGGAGAGUCAGCAGGAGGUCAAAGUGUCUCUGUUCUUGUUUUAUCUUCCCUGGCCAACAACCUCUUCCACCGGGCCAUUUCUGAGAGUGGUGUGGCUCUCACUCCUUGUCUAUUCAGGAAGGACAUCAAGCCAGCUGCUAAGCAAAUCGCUGUUGCAGCUGGUUGUAACACCACCACCUCGGCUGCCUUGGUUCACUGUCUGCGCCAGAAGACAGAGGGUGAGCUCUUGAAUGCAACAUGGAAAAUGAAGUUUUUCACUCUCGAUUUACUUGGAGACCCCAGACAGAGCUACCCGUUCCUGACCACUGUGGUUGAUGGGGUGCUGCUGCCCAAGGCACCCGAGGAGAUUCUGGCAGAGAAGAGAUUCAACAGGGUCCCCUACAUCGUGGGAAUCAACAAGCAAGAGUUUGGCUGGUUUAUUCCAACGAUGAUGGGCUAUCCACUCUCUGAAGGCAAGCUGGACCAGAAGACAGCCACAGAACUCUUGUGGAAGUCCUAUCCCGUUGUUAACAUCUCUAUGGAACUGACUGCUGUAGCCACUGAGAAGUAUUUGGGAGAGACGAAAUGCAAUGCCCGAAAGUUAGACAAGUUCCUGGAAUUGGUUGCAGAUGUACUAUUUGGUGUUCCAUCUGUGAUUGUAGCUCGUUACCACAGAGAUGCCGGAGCCCCCACCUACAUGUAUGAGUUUCAGUACCGCCCCAGCUUCUCAUCGGACAUGAAGCCCAAGACAGUGAUAGCAGACCAUGGCGAUGAGGUUUACUCUGUCUUUGGGUUUCCCUUUUUAAAAGGGGGUGCUUCAGAAGAGGAGACCCAGCUCAGCCAAAUGGUGAUGAAAUUCUGGGCCAACUUUGCUCGGAAAGGGAACCCCAAUGGGGAGGGGCUGCCCCAUUGGCCAGGAUAUGACCAGAAGGAAGGGUAUCUGAAGAUUGGUGCCAUCACACAUGCAGCCCAGAAGCUGAAAGACAAGGAAGUGACUUUCUGGACAGAACUACUGACCAAACAGGUGUUGGAGAAGUCACCCUAGGCAGAACACAUGGAGUGGGAAGUGGAAGACCCAAGCAGCUACUUCCAGGUGAUUGAAUGA